UCCAGUGUGCGUCACUCUGGGUCAGCCGCAGGUGUGUGUGUGUGUGUGUGUGUGUGUGUGCCGUGGGGGCCGAGACUCGCUCCGCCACGCACAGUCACGCCGCGACCGGGCUCCUACGAGGAAAGUCACCAGUGUGGUAUCAGCAAUCGGGACGUGAGUGUGUGUGUCUCGAUCCGCGCCGCGACGAAGUAUUCCCUCAGUUGUGAUAGUGUGCACUGGCGCAAGCCGACAAGCAAGGCGACUGUGUGGAGAGACGAGCAGUGCAAGGCGAAGCAAGGCUGCAAGGCGAGGCAAGCAGGACAAUCCAGGGCGGCAGUGCGGCAGUGGUGUGAGUGUGCCCAGGGCGUGUGAGGCAGGGCGGCAGGCGGCGAGGAGUCCCUCUCCCUGCCCAUGAUGCAGGCGGUGGAGAUCGAGGAGGUGGAGGUGGAGAACACCCCCACCCCGAAGCGACGCUCCUCCCACGCCUCCCGCGAAUCCCCGCCCUCUUCCCCACACUCCCCGUGCCCUCCAUCCCCGGUGUCUCCGUGCCCCCCUUCACCGUCUAGCCCGACCUCCCCGACCUCCCCGACAUCUGACGGAGGGCAGGAGGACAGCACCGCCAGCCCCGCCUCGGGCCAUGGGGGGCGCCGCCUCCCCAACAUCAAGAUCAAGAAGCAGUACAGCAAAAUAUUCCGCAUUAAGACCAAGAUCCUGCAGAACCUGGGCAAGGCAGACCGCACGAUAGACGAUGUGUUCGACGAGUAUGACGCCAACUUCACCCGCCAGCAGACCAACGCUAACCGCCUGCACAAGGAAGUGUCCAACUACCUGCGCUGCUGCCGAGCGCUGCACGGGGCCAGCAAGGGGCUGUACGAGACCCUGAUAGAGGUGUACGAGCCGGAGUGGGUGGGACACGAGCUGCUGUACGCCCAGGCCCAGAACUCCGAUAUGUUAUGGACCGACUUCUGCCACAAACUGCAGGACCAGACCCUCACCCCGCUCACCGCCUACCAGCAGCAGUUCCCGGAGUUGAGGAAAAAGAUUGACAAGCGAGGCCGUAAACUGGUGGACUAUGACAGUCAGCGGCACCAGCUGGAGAACCUGCAGCGAGCCAGCCGGAGGGACGAGUACAAGAUUGCCCGGGCUCGCGAUGCUUUGGAGACAGCGCGCACCACAUACGAGGUCCUCAACAAGGAGCUGUACGAAGAGCUUCCCGCUCUCUACGACCAGAGGAUCCCCAAUGUUGCCUCCCACCUGCAGACCCUUUAUGCUGCCGAGGCCACAGUCAUGGCAGAGUUUAGUAAGGUUGCCAAAGAGGUAGAGGCCAUUGCAGACAAGCUGACAAAGGAAUGUGCCAAGGGAACAUACAAGGUGAAGCGGACAGCUGCCCCACGCCCGUUGUCUUCUGUGGAGGCGUCUUCACCGCAGAACACCACCAAUUCCCCAUCCAUGUGGUAUGACGAGGCCCCCAAAGAGGAGGGCAGCAACUCCCAUGAGGUGUUGGAGGGCAGUGAGGGCACACUUGAGAUUACCAGCCCAGAGGAGGCUCCAGGCUCCUCAGUCACCUUGGAAGCUCAGGAAACUUAUAAACCCAUCAAGGACUCUGACCAGACGACUUCACCCCCUGUUGAGCCCCCCGGCACUGAUGUCCCAGACCUCCCUCCUAGCGACUCCCAGCCUGAGAGUGACAACCGGCCAACCAUCUCUGCCCCAGUGGCCCAGAACAAGGAGGAGACAGGCCGGCCCUAUGAGGAGAUAGAGUUCGAGGACAAGAAGGUGAAUGGCAAUGUGUCGCAACCAGCCCGCACCAAUGGGGAGGUGCUGUCCACCAAGAUUCCCCAAGCGGCUGGCCCUGCACUCAGUAACGGCCCCUCCUUCACAUCUCCCAUGGAGGAACCAGAGACAAAAGUGGACGAGAUCUAUGACGUUCCUGUGGGGGCCACCACAGAAGGUCUGCCACCGGGUGUGCUGUACCGAGUGCGUGCCACAUACAAGUACACUCGCGAGGAUGUGGAUGAGAUCAGCUUUGAGGUCGGGGAGAUCAUCAAUGUGGUGGAAUAUGAAGACCCUGAGGAGCAGGAGGAGGGCUGGCUGACCGGUGUUAAAGAAAGCACCAAUGAGAAGGGUCUUUUCCCAGCCAACUUUACCCGUCCUAUGUAAGGCACAGCGGGUACCACUCAGGCACCUUCCACCUCAUGGAAGAUGAAGACUCCCUCACAUCUCACAUUAUUCUUAUUCUUGUUAUUAAUACUGAUUUUUUCCAAUACUACUCUGUCAUCAUAAUGUGCCACCUGGUUAGCAGGGAAUUCUGCCCAAUUAAUGGAAUUUUAACUGAGCACUGAGAAAGUGUGUUUAUCAGUUAUAAAUUCCAGUACAUUUGUUUAUGGUUUUGUGAUGAUCCAUAUUUGGAUCAAUGCCAAACCCUUGUUAGUUUUGUGUUGUGAGAUUCUCCCCCUCCUUCUUCUGUCUUCCUUAUUAUAGUGUACAUUUGAUUACCAUCAAUACCUACUCCUUCCCCAAAUGUAUGUGCUUACCACUGCUACUGCUAAUUGAAUCUGAUGUAAAAAAAAGAAGAAAAAUUCUCUACACAGCCUUGAAAAAAAAAAAAGUAGAUAUGGUCACCUCUAUAAAUCCACAGGAAUUGCUUCUCAGCUCGGUGUCAGAGUGACAUCAUGUGUUAGUGUUAGCAGCAGUAGCACCACCGUGUGGUGGACAGACAAGCAGCAGUCACCUUUGUGAUGAGUCCAGUGAGGCUUGUCGUGUGUCACUGGCCUGGUGGCAUCCCACAAGGCCACAUAAUGAUGGUGCUGUGUCCAGCACAGGAUUUUCCCUCUCUGAGUAGGAAACCCAUGCAGUUUUGCAUAGUAAGAGCCUAAGAACUGUCUGCACACUGGAGCUGCUGUCUUUUAGUAGGUGUGUAGAGAUCCCUAAUUAUUGCUGCUUUUUUUAUUUAUUGAUACUUUAGUUACUAAGAUAAUUGUUAUGUUUCUGAAUGUUUAUCAUAUGAUCUGAUAUUUCAAUACUCCUUAUUUUAACUGUAACUGUAAUAUUUGUAGUACUGUUUGCAAUUGAAACUUUAUAUUGGCAAGGUAAGCAUUGUAACCUUUGAAAGGAUUAUCAAGAAUUACCAAGUCUUAAUAAGCUGUCUUAAUAAAUGCACUACUUUGUUUUGUCUGACACAGCUGUCUGUGAACCUCAUAUUGUGCACACCAAAAGAGAAUUAAAUGUACUCUUGGCCCUUCAUACACAUAAGAAAGAAACCAAACAUACUUCUUUGUUUCUUUUCAAGUGCAUACAAUAAGUUUCCUUGAUUGGGAAUUCAUUUUAGUUUUGUUUAGUUUCUGAGGUUAUUUUGCACGUUAUUUGCCGUGAAGUGCACUGGUCAACAGUCCAGCAGCCAGUGCAGUGGAUGUGGCAGCUCCCAGGGCUACUCCCCUAAGCUAUCUACCACACUUGUCUACAGCAACUUAAGUGAUGUUGUGUAAAUAAUACUCUUGCAUAUAGGGAGACCACUGUAAAUAGUUAUUCAGAUGUAAAUAAAGUAUAAGGCAGAGUCUGUCAUGUAAAGAUGGUCUCAGAAUUAUGUAUAUAAUAGAAGUUAUGAUGAAAGAAAUCUUAUUUACUUGAUACAAAUGAUAAGUGGAGUCAUGAGGCUCCAGUAAUACCUGGUCAUUGUACUGAAAUUAUUAAAUUUGGAUCAAUUUCUGCAGACAAUGACCUGCAUGAUGAUUAGGUCUCCAGAGUAGGACUUACAGAUGUGCCAUGUACCAAGACAGGUACUUAAUUAGCUACUAAUAUUACUUUAUGUAAUCUGUUUUAACCCACUAGUGUCACCCUUGGUGUCAUGUUGCUCACCCUUCCAUUUCUGUCUUGUUUAAGGAGCUUUAGAAUUAUGAAGAUGAAAGUUCUUGUCCUGUUCCAGUUGCAGAAGUUUUUAGUGACUCAAAAAAUAUGGUGCCUUGAUGCAGUUUGCCUUGUAUAGAUAGAUCACUUGAUAUGAGGUUUUACUAAUGAAUCACGUCAACCUUGCUCGGCUCACGAAGGAUGCGGCGUGGCCGUGUGACGGUUGCCUUGGUCUGGGAGCUGUGAGGGGCCAGCGUGCUGGAGGGGCACGUACAUAGUGAAUGCUCAGCAGAGAUUUUCUUUGUUAGCAAAGUAUUGUACAAAGCUGUUUCAAAUUUUAUUUGAUCAGUUUUGAUUCAUCACAAAGUCUAUAAUUUAUAUAUGGUUAUGACAAGAAGUGUUUGGCAGAGCUGCUCUGCCUGUGCUCCCAUCUUGGCUUGCAGUCAAGAACCAAGUAUGAAUGAUCAUUUAUUCUUACUAUUUUUACUUGUAACAUCAGUGCUAAUAAAAUAAUGGAGCCUGUAACAAAA
Molecule: messenger RNA, 4352 nt
Organism: Scylla paramamosain (green mud crab)
Lineage: Eukaryota; Metazoa; Arthropoda; Malacostraca; Decapoda; Portunidae
Gene: Amph
Product: myc box-dependent-interacting protein 1-like
Exons: 12
Coding region: 391-2139 (582 amino acids)
Cellular component (GO): cytoplasm; plasma membrane
Molecular function (GO): phospholipid binding; protein binding
Source: RefSeq, a predicted model, not a curated record